Messenger RNA from Aspergillus versicolor CBS 583.65, 796 nucleotides. RefSeq names its product prefoldin subunit 5. The transcript is spliced from 4 exons. NCBI's taxonomy places the organism in Eukaryota, Fungi, Ascomycota, Eurotiomycetes, Eurotiales, Aspergillaceae. Gene Ontology annotation, biological process: regulation of DNA-templated transcription; protein folding. Gene Ontology annotation, cellular component: cytoplasm; prefoldin complex. The record is from RefSeq and is a predicted model, not a curated record. Bases 57 to 578 code for a protein of 173 amino acids.
CGCAACACCACCUCGCCGAAAGCGAACGGAAUCCAAAGAGAGAAAAAAAAAAAAAGAUGCCCCCUCCAAACACCCCCGCAUCAGAAGGCGAUGCUCCCCCCGGCGCAGUAAACAUAAACUCCCUCUCCUCGCAACAACUCCGCGCGCUGCAAACCCGUCUCUCGACCGAGCUCGAGCAUCUCACCUCCUCACACGCAAAGCUGCGCGCCGCCCAGUCGCGCUUCCGGGACUGCGUGCGCUCUAUUAACGAUGGUGUCAUCGGGUCUGCGAAGAAGGGCACCCAGGGGAAAGAUGAGAUUCUGGUGCCGCUGACGAGCUCGUUGUAUGUUAAGGGGCGCUUGACGGAUCGGGAGCAUGUGCUUGUUGAUGUUGGGACGGGCUAUUAUGUUGAAAAGACACCCGCGAAGGCGAUUGAAUUCUACGACCAGAAGGUGAAGGAGUUGGAUACGAAUCUGACGGAACUGGAGAAGGUUGUGCAGACUAAGAGCUCUCAGCAGCGGGUCUUUGAAGAAGCUCUGAGGCAGAAGUUGAUGAGUGAGGGUGCUGCAUCGUCUGGUCAGGCUGCGGCUGCUGGUUGAAUAUACUCUCUCAGGGAACAUGAAAUAAAAUGAAGUUGUGGCGACUAUAAAGCAAUGACAGUGACGAAGGAAGACAAGAACAAAAAGCAGGGACGAAUGUAACAUAGGCCAUUAGUUCUCCCAAUCGAGUCAGCCCUGCGGGGUACCUAGUAUACAUCGAUAACCACGUUUAAUUGCUUAAAACAAGGUACCUAGAUCUGCAUUCAGCAUCCCGGCAG